UUAACUCAACCCGAAACAGGCUUGCGACUACUUCGAAAGCUUGAUUGUUACUUCGUUUGAACAACCAUAAACUGACCUGAUGAGCUCUACGAAGUACUUCAGUACUACGAACUAUAGCACGCAGUAAAGAGGCGACUGCAGCUGGCGCGUAGUGUACGGAUUAGUUCCCCAAAAGUGUCAGUGUGGGUCCACUAAGUUGUAGGCCAGGGGCCAUGGUCCACCCGCCUUUGCUAUCCCCACUCAUUCAAUGCGGAAGGCCAGCCCGAGGUCAAGGGAAAUUUUCCAAGACGGGCGACAAGCGAAUCGUUCCCGCUUCGCAACAUCGCCCAUCAGCAAUUCUCCGCGCCCCAGCACGCUCUCUCAACUCUCUCUCAAAACAAUCAUGGAUUGCUCCUGUCGGACAGCAGCGUUGCGGAUUUUCGUGAGAAGUCUCGCGCAGAUUCAAGUUCCAUUGCGUAACACGACACCACGCGCCGGCCGGUACCAGUCGCUCUCGAACCAUCCCAGCCGUGUAUACACCGCGAGGACAAAUUCUGUAUUUACAACCGCGUCACGGGCGCUGCAUACGUCAUGCGCGAGGAGCAGCGCACCGGGGGCGCCUCAGGUUGUUGAGGGAGAUGGCGGAGCGAGCAAACAUGGGGGUGCAGGGCUCCAACAACAACCUACAGCCGACAGCUGUACCACAUCCGAGCAGAAAGAAGCUUCUCCAGGGGCAACGAGGUCCGGGCCGCGCAAUAUCGAAUACCAAGGCAUGCCGGCCGAAAACACUAAGAAAGGGAAAAGGCAAUCGUCUAAACCAGAAACGAGCGAGGAACAGAGCGGCCGGCCCAAGCCCAAGCGAGAAAAAGAACCCUGGAUGAUCCAGAAGGAGGCGCUGAAGAAGAAGUUCCCGGAGGGUUGGAACCCGCGCAAGAGGCUGUCGCCCGACGCGCUGGUCGGCAUCCGGAUGCUGCACAAGCAGUUCCCCCAGGAGUACACGACCGAGGUGCUGGCCCAGAAGUUCGAGGUGUCGCCCGAGGCGAUCCGGCGAAUCCUCAAGUCCAAGUGGGAACCGGACCCGGAGACGGAGCGGAAGCGGCAGGAGAGGUGGUUCCGGCGCGGCAAGCGCGUCUGGACGCAGUGGGCCGCGCUGGGCAAGAAGCCGCCGAGGAAGUGGCGCGCCGAGGGCAUCGUCCGCGACCCCAUCUGGAACAGGCCGAGGGGUCCGAACCACAAGGACAAAGCGGCUCGCGCCGAGGCGCAGCGGAGGCUCGCGAAGGCCAUGAUGGGGUGAGAAAAAAGGGGGGGGGGGUGAUGCAUGGAUCCCGGAUGAUCUGGUCUGGUCUGGCGUCACUGCACUAGUAUGUACGUGACAGGAGAUGAGCAGCGCAUGGCAGAGACGCGCGGCUGAUGAUGCCGGGAGAUCCCGCCUUAAUAUCGUUAUUUGUAUAAUAUUAGGAGGGGAGUUAUGUGGGUUGAUGGGUAGAGGGUGUACAAAAAUGGGUUGUAUGAUAUCCAUGCCUCCAGUGGCCGCUAUGUCUGAACCGCUCUUGAAAGUUACAAACUUUGAAAGCUCUAUCCGGAACC
Thermothelomyces thermophilus ATCC 42464 is the source of this 1566-nucleotide messenger RNA. RefSeq lists its product as uncharacterized. Gene Ontology annotation, cellular component: nucleus. NCBI's taxonomy places the organism in Eukaryota, Fungi, Ascomycota, Sordariomycetes, Sordariales, Chaetomiaceae. The coding region runs from base 383 to 1273 and encodes 296 amino acids. The transcript has a single exon. The record is from RefSeq and is a predicted model, not a curated record.